CGGGCACCGCCCACCCAGCGGAACCAGGCAGGGAACACAGGCUACAAGUGCUGCGGCUGGGUAAUAGCAGACUUUUUCCCCGAGCCUAGCGGACGCGACUGCUCCAGACUGCAGCUUCACUGGGUGGCCAAAGGAGGAGGAAACUUGCCUUCUCAUUUGAGGGAUUCUGUCACGGGAAUGUGUGAGUCCCUGGAUAAAUUUGGCUUGGUGACGGCAGUGUGCUCUCCCCAGAGAUUCUGCCACAUCCACCUUGCUCCUUUUCUGCCCUGACAUCUAACCCCUGUGACAACUGAGGAGAUUCGCCCCUUCCAUGAUCUUCUGCCCCCAGGUUCCCUUUCUCAUUUUUGCCCCUCUCAGGGGAACUGAGGAACUGAGGCCAAGGUGUCCUCAACCAGCCAUGGCUGUAAAGGAAACAGGGACCAGAGGACCAGGCCUCCCUUCUGAAUGGGUGUAGAUCCUGCCAGGUUUUUAUUUGUGUUGCCACUGGUAGAACAUUUGUAAAUUUCUGGGAGAAUUCUAACUAGCUCCCAUGGAGCUCCAGUCCCUGACUAAGAGGAACAGCCCAGUGGAGCUGUGCAGUGCUGUGGAGUGGAGCUCAGGAGAGGCUCCUGGUAAUCAUGCAGAAGAGGCAGCCAUCAGAGCUGCUCUUUGCUCCACACCGAGGACAUCUGUGGUCGAAGUGUCUAAACUUAGCCCUUCUCCAGCAUCUCCAACCUCCUUGCUCCAAGACAAUGAUAUUCUGACAAGUUUCUUCCCUUCAGGACCUUCCGACUCAAGGAACAACCAAAUAAUGGCAGAUCGUAAAGUUUGCAAUUGUUGCAGCCAGGAACUAGAAACUUCUUUCACUUAUGUGGAUGAGAAUGUCAACUUGGAACAAAGAAGUCAGAGGUCCCCAACAGCCAAAGGCAGUAAUCACCCUGGAGAUCUUGGAUGGGGAAACCAUAAUGAAUGGUCCCAGGAGGCUCCCAUGUCUUUGAUAUCUGAAGAUGAAGAUGAUACAAGUUCAGAAGCCACAUCUUCAGGAAAGUCCAUAGACUAUGGUUUCAUCAGCGCCAUCUUGUUCUUGGUCACUGGUAUCUUGUUGGUGAUCAUUUCUUACAUUGUCCCACGUGAGGUGACAGUGGAUCCCAACACAGUGGCAGCCCGGGAGAUGGAACGCCUAGAAAAGGAGAGUGCCAGGCUAGGUGCACACCUGGACCGCUGUGUGAUUGCUGGCCUCUGCCUCCUCACACUGGGGGGAGUCGUUCUCUCAUGCUUGCUAAUGAUGUCUAUGUGGAAGGGGGAACUCUAUCGUCGAAAUAGAUUCGCCUCCUCCAAAGAGUCUGCCAAACUCUAUGGUUCUUUCAACUUCAGGGUGAAGACUAGCACUAAUGAAAACUCCCUUGAACUGUCCCUGGUAGAGGAAGAUGCCCUUGCUGUACAGAGUUAAUUCUGAACUUUGUGAGAGACAGCCAUGUGUUUUAUAUGAAAAAAAAUAAGACAACUGUGUACUUCAUUUGUUUGGCAAGAAAAGCUUUUUAGCUUUGUUUUGUUAGCUUUUUGCUUUGUUUUUGUUUUUGUUUUUUUCCCCACAAACUAAAAGCUAGUGAGUGUUUUGUCUCCAGGAAUCUUGUAUUAAGAAAGCUUAUGUAAGUUGGAAAAUAAACCAUGGCCAGCUACCCUUGACUUACAAAUUGGAAACUAAUUUGCCAGUAAUGAUCAGGAGUUUCUACUUCUAUAGCAAAAUACUUCCACGGACGAAAUAUACAAGAGGUUUUGGGACUCCUGCAUAAUGGGAUCACUUGGUGAUCUAGUCUGUGAAACAUAAGCACUAGUUAAAUAGUAUGGCUUACAUUUAAUUCCCAAGGGUGCUUUUCCAUUUUCUUGUUAAAUUUUCUUCCUGUAAUUUGGCUAAACACUAAAAUGUAGACUUUGAAAGUGUGAAUAUUUUGAAACUUAAGAAUGUUGGUUAUUUUCUUAAAGUUAUAAAAUAUUUUAUUUUAAAUUAUUGCUAUAUUUAGGAAUGACAGCUAUGUCAUGAAUAUGUAUCAUCUAAUAAAGAAAAUGAUACAAAUCAUCUUCAGACCCACAUGCGGCUAGCUAAGCAUCAGCAGUAGGUAUUUUCCUUCCUCCUCAAUGAAGUAGAAAUGUUUGUUAAUACAUAUUGUCUCCUGCUUGUGGAUUUGCAUUCAGCCUGAUGACCUGUACCAUUGAAAUCUUUAGUACUUCUUUUAUAUGUAUGGGAAAACAUAUUUUUAAAAUAUAUCUCCUGGCAGCCCAACAUCUACAUGGGUCUGAUUCACAGUGUUCCUGGCAGUCUUCCAGGUGACAUGUGGAGAAAACCUCCAGCAUAAUCACAGCUAGACUCUUGAAAACUAUGUCUAGCAUAAGCCAUUACUUAAAGGGUCCCUAAUUAAGCUUAUACCCAAAUCUUACACUGGAGAGAGAAAAACUAAACCCAACAAUUUAGUGGGAGUUGUGUUCAGCACUAGUCCUGAUUCUUCUUGACAAGGUCUAAACAUCAUUCUGAGAAUCUUCUACAUUGGGCCCUUACAGACCAUGUUCUUGCCUCAUAAAGUGCAAAUGUCUAGUUUACGGGAGGUCCUGUGGGAAAGGUGGUCAGGAAAGGGAUGGGAAAUGCAGCCUAAGAAAGAUCUUGAAUUGCACUGAUGUUCCUUGAAAUGGCCCCACCCUCCCACAUAGGUGUUUUCAUUAGUAUGCUACAAAGACAAGUGAGUUCAUUCUUUAAGAGGACUGGAGCCAGGAAAGGGUAUGAGUGAGGGGAUGAGCUAGUAAAUAAGGUAUUUCAUUGGAGAUUCUUAAGUCCACCUAAAUCUAGUGAAGACAUAUGUGUUGCUAUUGAGGAUUUUGGAUGAACUGUAUGAGUUAGUGUAUCUAUACGAAUGAGCUCUUGUGGAUAUCAGAACAAUUUGUUGAGUUAAAGGAAAAUGCAGUAAGGGAAGGUGAGAUAGGGAUGGCAGUCAUGUCAUAGAAUUCCUAGGUAAAAAUAAAAAAAAGUGUGGAAUCUAUAUAGCCCCAUUGCCUCACCUUGCAAAAUAAAGGACUUGACCAUGAAGUACUGGCUUACUGAGCCACAAAGUACUAGAAAGAACUUUCAUUUUGUUUGCUGUAGCUGUUCCUUUGUGUUUGUUUUUCUGAUUCUCAUGCCAUCCCGGCUAAAGGUACAUUCCCAGAAGUUUAAAAUUUACCUUCUAGAGGUAUAUUCAGUUUUGAUUGCUAGUCUGCUUGAGGACUUUGGCAAUGUUGAAGUAAGAAGGGAAUAAUGUACUUAUGAGUGAGUAGCUAUGAGAUGUGUUCAAAUUGUAACAACAAAACUUGUAAAAUAGAAUUUAAGCCCAUUUAAAGCCAGGCCUGGUAAGCCAGGCCUGGAUCCCAUUACUUGGGAGGCUGAAACAAGGUCAAUGAAAGGUCAUGGCUAGCUUGGACUACAUAGUAAGUUUCAGAACAUAAUAUGGAGUAAGAUUUCAUUUCAAAACAUCAGAAUAUAAUAAAAUAUUUGUGUUUAUAUGAGAUCUCUGAAUUGUUUUUAAUUAUUUGUAAACCAUAAUUAAUUAGUUGCAUAGCAAAUGAAACAGACCCAGUUUAUGAUCCAAUUUUCAGCUAUUAAUGAGUUUGAAAAUUGAACAUGAAGGCUGUAUUUUCAAACCUCUAAAACUGAUGAUAAAGGAGAAAAAAGUCAGUUCUUCAUGUAGGAAAGUUAAUGAACUCACUGUGCAGCUAAAUCAUAUAGGUAUACUCUAAAGGCAGCAUUUUUUAAAGUCCCAUUUCAUAAAAGAAGAUUUUAAAUGAAAAGUUGGCAAAUGUUUGUUUCUGCAUUAACCAAAACUGCUCAAACAGAGAACAUGACACUUAAAGUUUCUGCUGAUAUGAGGGAAGGGACCAAUUCAGAAAAUCACCCCGAUGAUUCCUUUAGGUUAUGCUGAUGUAAUUCUGAUAAUUGCCUUAAUCCACUUUCCUCCAGGUAGUCUGUGUGUUGCCCUCACCCAUUCUGUUAGUGCCUGACUUUGAGAUUACUUGAAUUUAAAGUGAAAUUAAGGAAUGACAAGGCUCAGGGGUACAGCACUUGCCUGAGUCGAUCCCUCAGCAGUGCAAGAAAAUGAUAAAGAUAAAGGUAACACAGGCGAAGAAAAUUUCUGAACUUUCUGCACUGUUGGUUUCAGUAUGAUACAGAGUGGUUUGGGUACUAGGAUUGCUUUGGCCUGAUCAUGUGAGAAACCAGACACUGACUGAGGCCUACGCUUUGACCCUGGAACUUUCUCAGGUUUCCUGGAUAUGGUGCCCAUUGUUGUCUGUGGAAGCUGCGUUAAGCUUCCUAACAUUACUAAUAAACGACUCUGUUGUGGGCGUUAGAAAUGGCUGCCGAGGUGGCGUAGUUUUCUUUGCAAGGCUGUUUCUGUGGCAGCCAUUUGAAGCACCUGACACAAGCAUGCAAUGUGAUGUGCUGGUCAUUCAUGUGAAGCUGUGUUUUCUCCAGGCUACUUACUAGAUAUCUGAUUUAUGAGUUAGAAGACUAGAGGGUACCUAGGAACCAUCAAGUUCUCUUUGGCCAGGGGUGUUUUCACCCAAGUUAGUGCUAAGUCCCUGAAUUCUGUAAAACCCAGAUAACUUUCCUUGGUAUCUUUCACUUAAAAUAUCUGAGCCCAUCCUGUCCCUUUUUAAAAAAUCUGUUUUGAGGCCUGAUUUUACCAGGGAACUAGCAUAUAUCUUUUGAGGUACAAAUGUAAACAAACAAAGUGCCCUACUAAUUUUUUGCGCCUUUCUUUCCUUUGCCCCUAGAGUGAAGUCAAAAAAGUAAAAUUGUAACAUGAUGAUCAAAUAUCAGGAAUUAAGGAUUGGAAUACAUCUAUAUAUUUUUGCUUACUAUUAAAUUUCUUUACAAUAAGAAAGCAUUCUAAUCAAUUACACAUAAAUAUUCGGGCCUUCAUCUCACAAGUGUACACCCUAUUAUCUGGAUAAUGUAACUCUUAUCUGGAUUAAUGGUCAGAUCAAAAGAGAAAAUCUCUGUGUAUCUAUUAGAAGAUUUUUCAGUCUGAACAUUUCAUUCUUCUGCAGCAACUCAAGCUAUCACAGAAAUGUGUGCUGACAAAGGGAUUCACAGUGCUUGUCAGUGGUUCCCUGGUGGCAGCAAGAUAUGAUACCAUCUGCUGGAUCUGACUGCACCAAAGGAUGAGACACAACCUUACAGCUUCCUGGAAUUCCUUUAGCUUUUAUAAAAUUGGGCAUAAACAAUGACCAUGAUGAGAAGAAUUAAAAAGAAGUCUCAAUGUGUUUUUCUCAGCACCCGGGAACUCAUAAGACAGAUAAUUAACAGUUUUCCCUCUCAGACUAUUUUCAGCUAUAUCAUUUUAUGGUCUGUACAUUAUUCUAUAAAAUCUCUCCUUUAGCUUUUAUGGGCAUACAACUUUGGAAUUAAUUUGCCUGACUAACAUCAAUACUGUCAAGGGGAAGGCGCUACUGCAAACACACAGAAUUGCUUUCAAAAAUUUGUGACUUAACUUAAAAGCAUACUCAUGGCUUUUGUUAAGUUUGCAGGCUGAUGUGUUCAAACCUGUAUAUAUGUUAGGGUAUGUUUUAUAGGUACAGAACUUUAAUAUCCCUAAGCUAGUCUUAGGCUAAUCUAUUGGAAUUUGGCAUGCCUUAAAGUUAAUUUUUGUGAACAAGAAGUCUUUCACAGGUAAUAAUAAAGAAUUUGGAAUCAACAUUAAAAUUAGGUGCUGUAAGUACAUAAACCUUUUUAUAUUUGUUUAGAGUCCCAGAAAUGUUUUUGAUUCAUUUUUAACCUUGCGGUUACAAGCUCAUAAGUGUGUGGAGUAUUUAUAAAUUAUUUUACCUUGAAUUAUAAUUUUCCUACCUAGAAAUGUAAACAGCAUUGUUCAUAGCACCAAAGUUGAGUGACUCCCCUGUGGCUCAGAAACAGCUAGUCUAACUUCCCAUUGCUGUCUGAUUACUUCCUACAGGCUGAAAAAAAAAAAAAAAAAAAAAAAAAAAAAAAAUUGAAUAUGAAGGCAAAGAUGGAUUAUUUCGCUGCUGUGUAUUUCUCUGUGAUUCAUUUCUGGCUUUUCCAUCUACUUUUCUUGCCAAAUCAAAGUAAUUGAUGUCGAUUGUGUGGUUUUUGAUAUUAUAAAGGGCAAUUGUGGAAGAUUAUGGGCUUUUCCUCAUGGCUUUGAUGCCUUAUAUGUCAAUAGUGUGUCCUUAUCAUGUUAAAAUAAAAAACAUUUAUUGAGAUGUUUUUAGUGUGUUUAACUUUUAUUGAAGUCUAAUAUAGUGCGUACUUGGUUUUUUAAAAUUAUCUUUUUAAAUUAUCCAUGUACAAGAAAAAAAUAAAAGUAAUAUUUACACCCAACUCAAGUG
Meriones unguiculatus (Mongolian gerbil) is the source of this 6351-nucleotide messenger RNA. It is a transcript of the gene Tmem74, whose product is annotated as transmembrane protein 74. Bases 530 to 1429 code for a protein of 299 amino acids. The record is from RefSeq and is a predicted model, not a curated record. NCBI's taxonomy places the organism in Eukaryota, Metazoa, Chordata, Mammalia, Rodentia, Muridae. The transcript has 2 exons.